AUGCGUACGAACACUCCAGCAGUUGCCAGAAGAUCCCGAUCGCCAACUCCUGACCGAUCCUCAAGGUCUCAUAUCUUCGGACGGCCUUCUCCUCGUCCUGUUCGAACUUAUGGAAGGAAAUCACAAAGCCGUCUUGGUCCAAAUACCCCCUCUUCACGCCGCGCUGUAUCGACUCCGAGCAUUCCCUCACACCGCAAUCAUCCGCUCGCAUCUUCUUCGGUGCCCUCAACCUAUCAUCUCCUCAGCUUAACACUGGAUUAUGAAGAACCAGUAAUCCUUCCGGCUACACCUCCCCGCGAUUCUACUCCGACCCCAUGCCCUCCAAAUACAAGCACACGCGAGGUGAAUAACUUGAACCUGGAAUCCGACGAUGAUGACGAGCCGGUGUUUAUUUCGAUGAAUCCUCCAGUUGAACCGAAGCCUUUGCAGGAUGUCAGACUGAAUGGAGAACUUCAAACCAACCCCGCUCCUGAAAAUGCGCUCCAGAAUGCUCAGACCCGCAUUCAAGCUUUGAAUGAUGUCAUAAAAGAGCGGAAUGACUGCCCAUGUUGCCUGGAACUAAUGCUGCAGCCUUUUAUUCUCUCCUGUGGGCAUACCUUCUGCAAGGAUUGCCUUCUCACGAUGUCUCGCAUCCAUCUCAGGGCCAAAUACAACCUUGCUUGCCCCAGUUGCCGCACAAUCCAAGGUCAUUUUACCCCCAUCCCCAACUAUUCCAUCCAGAAAAGUGUCGACGACAUGUUGGAGAUCAAAGGUAUCCCCACUCCUACCCGUCAGCCACUUCAGUGGCCGCAUGCAUUCCGAUCAGGACCUGUGACAUUCCCCUUUCCCCGCCGCAAUGGAACUUAUCCCACCGCAGCCUCUGCUGCUGCACCUGCCCCGUUUCCCAUUUCAAUUGAUGAUUAG
This is a messenger RNA of Lentinula edodes (shiitake mushroom), 903 nucleotides long. RefSeq lists its product as uncharacterized. The record is from RefSeq and is a predicted model, not a curated record. Bases 1 to 903 code for a protein of 300 amino acids. The transcript is spliced from 5 exons. Lineage: Eukaryota; Fungi; Basidiomycota; Agaricomycetes; Agaricales; Omphalotaceae.